AUGGACUAUAAAAGGUGGAAAAAAAUUAAGAGAAGUGGAGGUUUUAGACGAAAAGUAAGCAAGAUAUAUGCACAAUUGAAACAAUCAACAUUUACAUUGACUGCAACCACGGGUGAAGUACAAUCAAAUAAAAUUAGUAUGGGUUCCGUAGAAAAAAAUAAUGUCACGAUUGAUGAUGAAAUUGGUGAAACGUCAACUAGUGAAAUAUUUCCUCGUUCUAAAAACAUCUCCGCUGGUAUAAACUCGGAUCCAGACAGUAGUGAUAAUAAAAAUGACAAUAAUACAAUGAGACAAGACAAUGGCAGUUCGGAGUUCGAAGACGUUGAACAUAUAAAUGAUGAAUUUUGGGCAAAUAUUAAAGAAUGGGCACUCCAAUUCAAUAUACCGCAUGAUACCUUACGAAAAUUGUCAACAAUAUGUAAUAAAAGAAUUCCAUAUUUGCUGCCAAGAGAUCCUCGUACUAUUUUGAAAACGAAUAUAUCAAAGAUUAAAAUAUUUGCUGUUGGCUCUGGAUUAUACUGGCAUAACGGAUUAAAAGAACCUUUACAAAAAUGUUUUGAAAUAAUUGAUUUCAAUUUUGAUGUUUUAAGUAUAUUUUUGCUAUAAAGGUACCAUGACAUACAUACUUAAGCUACAUCAAUGUCAAAGUGGUCACCACGACGCAUGUACACGGAGGACAUUGUUUUUUAGACCUAAGUCAGUUAGUGUGAUCGCGUCCAGCGUUUGUUGUAGAGCUAUCCCCACUUCACAGUUAUGCCCUUCUCAGAGGGGAAUUCCCUUAACUUCAUUAAACUAAGUCGAUAUUUUGUUAGAUGUUACAUACAUUUAUUUUGUUAAUAUGUAUAUUUAAAUAUAGAAUUACCUACAUUCUAAAUUAAUUAAACUUUGUUGUAUUCUUAAUAACAAUAACAACAUUCGUCACUUGGAUAAUGGUCAUAAACUGGAUAUUUUAAGCAAUUUGGGCACCAGAAAAAUGAGCUGCGCAGUAAUAAUUUAAUUCUUUUAUCAGACAAUAAAAAGUGAAUUAAUUUUGAACCAGUGUUAUUGUUAAUAAUUGUACGACAAGCAUAACAUUUCCGCCUCAUUGAAAAAUGUGUUUCCUUCCAAGGCCAUUUCGAUUUUUUAAGUUGUUUAAGAUUACCCUUCAUUAUGAAUUUAUCUACAUCCAAAUAGACCAUCAUUCUAUUAUCACCUACAAAAAAAGAACAACUUAAUUAACAAAAAGGUACUCUCCUACAAAAAAAGACUUCUUAAUUAACGAAUUGUAAUUAUAAGGCUAAACUUA
Messenger RNA from Diatraea saccharalis (sugarcane borer), 1285 nucleotides. The record is from the annotation of a GenBank genome assembly. Lineage: Eukaryota; Metazoa; Arthropoda; Insecta; Lepidoptera; Crambidae.